UUCUUCGGUCUUGAGAGUCCUGAAUAAACCUACUUCCGUUAGGUUCCGGAUGUGGCGCCAAAUUUGAAAAAUAUUCCUGUUUCAAUUUAUAUGAACGUAAACAGACAGCGAAAAUUGACGUUGAAGAUAAUACUACUUUUAGAAACAUAUCUGCAAACAAAUGGACUCGUCGGCACGUUUUUUCACUAAGUUGCGAAACCUAGCCGUGAAUUUGGAGACCGAAACUGCCAGUCUUCAACAGGCACACCAGAACUACGACGAUGAAGAUCAUAGCACUGAGAGUGCAGUGGGAGUUCUGCAAGAGCUGCACUCCGAGGUCAGGGGACUCAAGGGCCAGGUGAAGGAGCAGCUGGUGCGCCAGCAGGCAGGGGAGAAUGAUUUGAGGAGCUUUAUAAAGAUGUGUAUGGUGCUGAAGCAGAGGACCACAGAGGACAUCCAGAGACUGAUGAGACACUAUGAAAAAUAUGGCUACAGAGCGCCUAAGAGCACACAGAAACAGUCAGAGUCGAGCGGCCAGGAGGCAGAAGCUUCAGAGAAAGAGGACGAGGGUGAGACCGAGGGAGGAGAGGAGGACCAGGAGAAAGGAGAGGGAUACCUCACCUCAGUGACCCCUCUGAAGAUGCCCCCUCCGCCCUUCAUUGACCCCUUGCGCACCCCCCAGCUCUCUGACUUCGGCCUGUCGGAGAUCCACCUGAAGAGGGUGUUGGGUGGCACAGUGUUUUCCAGCGCUGAGGCCCCCAUGCCCAUGAUGACCCUCCCUCUGCCGUCUCUAGUCCUAGCCAUGCAGCCACCCAUGCCCAAAACGCCCAAGUGCACCUUGCGUAUGGACGAAGAUGACGACCUCCUGACCCCCCGCAUGGUCGACUUUGGCCUCACGGAACACACUGUGUGUCUCAACAAUGACUUCACCAUGGACCUGCAGCGCAAGAAGCCCACAAAGCCUCUCAGCUCAGCAGUGUCCUUGGGCUUGGGAGUAAUGUCACAGAGACCGGCACAUGUCCUCUCCACUCCACCAUCAAACUCCAUGAUGUACAGCCUGGCUACCAUGGAGUCCCCCGAGCCGCCUGUAUUUUGCACCCCAGGUCUGAAGAUAACAAAGUCUCAGCGACACGCUCUGUCCCCUCCUCUGCAGGGAGAGAUUGACCCAGAGUCCCCCUGUCGCCUUGGCAACCACCAAGCCACCCCUGAGGUCCCAGCAUUUGAGACACCAUACAUCAACAGACUCCUUAGCACCAGAAAGGGUGAGAGAAACACACAGGCAGAUGAAGACCAAGAUCACUCAGAACUUCCAACCUCCAAUAGAGGCUCCAGUCAAGCCUGGUCAUAUAAUGUGUCAGAGAUAUCAAUCAUUGGAUGUACAGAGGAAAAACUUACACCAGAGAUGCCAAGCCUAGAGUCUUUUCUGGGCAGCUCUCUACCCUAUAGGGGUGGCGGUGGAACCAGUGGAGAGCAGACUAUGGGGUCAGGAGAGCCCCCUCUCUCUUUCCUGGAUCAGGAUGGUCCCACCCAGACAUUCAACCUGGGGACCCCACGGGUCAGAGGGGACUACCCCGAGCCAUCCACCCCUGAGAUGCCGGACCUAAGCUCUGUCACACAGGACAUCUUUAAGCUUAUUUCCCAGAGCAAGAAGCUCCCCACAGCAGUAGUUCAGCCACACCUCAAGCUUUCAACCCUCCACACUGCAACAGGGAAAGAGAACAGGGCUCAGAGUCUGGCUGUGGUGUCCGAGAGGGAGUUCCUCAGUCUUCCAAGCUAUCUGAGACAGAUUCCACUGUCCAGCCUCAACCAGGCCAUUCAGAAGAUCAACGGUGCCAAAGAGGAGCGAGGCCACAGUGGUGAUGCGGGCCCUGCAUGGUUUCUGAUGGAGGAGCUGAAGAGGAUCACUGGGGUGGGCACCAAGGCCCCCAUGUACUUCCUGUGUCUGACUGAGUUAAAGAGGCUGGAGCAUGUGCAGGGAGUAGGAACCAGCGCCAUGUACAAGGUCCUGUCAAAGACACGUACCUGAUCUGAAGUACAAUGACAUUCCCUGCCUUCUUAAACCUCCCAAAGGGCUCAACACUACUGAGUGAGGUCCUAUGUAUUGACUCCCCUCCUGAAUAGGCCUGGGUGCCAGUCUGUUUAGCUAUCAUUCACUCCUUGCCACUGCUGUCAUGCUAAACAUUGGCAUAUGACAGAGUACAAGGAGUGAAAUGUUAGCGAAACAGCCCGGCAAUCAGGCUAGAAUAGGCCCAAAAUUGAUUCAUUAUUUUAUUUUCACCUUUGAGAACUGUACAUAUGUUUUGUCUUGGUCUUUUUAAUUGUGUAGGUCCUUCUGUUCAAAAUGCAUGAAUACUCAGUCGAUUUAGCAUUUUCGUAGUUUUCUAUGUGUAUAAUUGGUCUGUGUGUAAUCUCACUAAUAAAUACAUAAUUAUGAACAUGA
Messenger RNA from Oncorhynchus mykiss (rainbow trout), 2419 nucleotides. RefSeq names its product spindle and kinetochore associated complex subunit 3 (gene ska3). Gene Ontology annotation, biological process: mitotic cell cycle; chromosome segregation. NCBI's taxonomy places the organism in Eukaryota, Metazoa, Chordata, Actinopteri, Salmoniformes, Salmonidae. Gene Ontology annotation, cellular component: kinetochore; spindle microtubule; outer kinetochore. The record is from RefSeq and is a predicted model, not a curated record.